This is a messenger RNA of Urocitellus parryii (Arctic ground squirrel), 1909 nucleotides long. It is a transcript of the gene Abtb1, whose product is annotated as ankyrin repeat and BTB domain containing 1. Lineage: Eukaryota; Metazoa; Chordata; Mammalia; Rodentia; Sciuridae. Gene Ontology annotation, cellular component: ubiquitin ligase complex; cytoplasm. Gene Ontology annotation, molecular function: protein binding. The record is from RefSeq and is a predicted model, not a curated record.
UUUACGUCCCGCCGGGCGCGCCGCGUCGCCGCCUGAGGUUGUUCGGCCGGGGUCCGAGCUUCUCGCACCAUGGACACCAGCGACCUGUUCGCCAGCUGCAGGAAAGGCGACGUGGGCCGCGUGCGGUACCUGCUAGAGCAGCGAGACGUGGAGGUAAACGUUCGCGACAAGUGGGACAGCACCCCUUUAUACUAUGCCUGCCUCUGUGGGCACGAAGAGUUGGUCCUCUACCUUCUGGCCAACGGAGCCCGCUGCGAGGCCAAUACCUUUGAUGGCGAGCGCUGUCUCUAUGGGGCACUGAGCGACCCCAUCCGCCGGGCUCUGCGGGAUUACAAGCAGGUCACGGCCUCCUGCAGGCGCCGGGAUUACUAUGAUGAGUUCUUGCAGAGGCUCCUGGAGCAGGGCAUCCACAGUGACGUGGUCUUCGUGAUUCACGGAAGGUCCUUCCGCGCGCAUCGCUGCGUCCUGGGGGCGCGCAGUGCCUACUUCGCCAACAUGCUGGACACCAAGUGGAAGGGCCGGAGCGUCGUGGCGCUGCGGCAUCCGCUGAUCAACCCGGUGGCUUUCGGAGCCCUGCUGCAGUACCUGUACACAGGUGACUCCAUGCUCAGGUGCAGUGGGCGGGGCGAGGGCCACCUCGCUGGACAGCCAGGCCGCUUGGACAUCGGAGUGGAGCACGUGAGCGACUGCGAGCGCCUGGCCAAGCAGUGCCAGCUGUGGGACCUGCUGGGCGACCUGGAGGCCAAGUGCGAGAAGGUGUCGGAAUUCGUGGCCUCCAAGCCCGGCACAUGCGUCAAGGUGUUGACCAUCGAGCCCCCGCCCGCCGACCCCCGGCUCCGGGAGGACCUGGCGCUGCUGGCCGACUGCGCGCUGCCCCCCGAGCUGCGGGGCGACCUCGGGGAGCUGCCCUUCCCCUGCCCCGACGGCUUCAACAGCUGCCCAGACGUGUGCUUCCGCGUGGCCGGCUGCAGCUUCCUGUGUCACAAGGCCUUCUUCUGCGGCCGCAGUGACUACUUCCGGGCCCUGCUGGAGGACCACUUCCGAGAGAACGAGGAGCCUGCGGCCUCUGGGGACCCCCCGGUUGUCACCCUGCAAGGCAUCUCCCCCGAGGUCUUCACGCACGUGCUCUACUACGUGUACAGCGACCGCACCGAGCUGCCCCCCGAGGCGGCCUAUGACGUGCUGAGCGUGGCGGACAUGUACCUGCUGCCGGGCCUCAAGAGGCUGUGUGGCCGCAGCCUGGCCCAGCUGCUGGACGAGGACAGCGUGGUGGGCGUGUGGCGCGUGGCCAAGCUGUUCCGCCUGGCGCGGCUGGAGGACCAGUGCACGGAGUUCAUGGCCAAGGUCAUCGAGAAGCUUGUGGAGCGGGAGGACUUCGUGGAGGCCGUGAGGGAGGAGGCCGCGGCCGUGGCCUCCCGGCAGGAGACGGACUCCAUCCCCCUGGUGGACGACAUCCGCUUCCACGUGGCCAGCACCGUGCAGACCUACAGCGCCAUCGAGGAGGCCCAGCAGCGGCUGCGGGCCCUGGAGGACCUGCUGGUGUCUAUCGGCUUGGACUGUUGAGGCCAGGCCUGUGACCGGGCAGGCCUCCAGAUUGGGCCUCCCUCGGGCACGGGCGUGCGUGUGUGCAUCUGUGCAUGGAGUCUUCUUGCUCCUUGCACACUGAGAGCAUCGGGGUGGGCGGAGGGGCCUCGCUGGCCCACCCAGGACCUGGGGAACCCAAUGCACAAACCAGCUUCCAGGACCCCGGGCCGGGCACAACUCAGGAAAACCCGGGGCAGGGCCUCCGGCCUCUCGGGCCUCCCUCCCCGGCAUCUGGCCCCGGCCCAGCCCGGUCCUGGCUGGCUUUGACCCUUCCCGCGUGUGGGGCCGGGCGGGAGGGCCGGGCAGCAUGUGUGGUAAUAAAGAG